CGAAAAUAAAGUGCGUUUUGACCGUGUUAUUAAAUAAAACGUCUAAAUGGACUAUUUUCAAAUAAAGGAUGGACAAUAUACCAAAACAAUUUAUACAAUGAUAAAGGAAGCUAGAUUCGAAGAUGCAAUAAAAGCUCUAAACGAUGCAAUUAAUUUUAAUCCAAGUCGCGCAGGUUUAUCACUACUUGGAUAUUGUUAUUUCAGAACUCAAGCUUUUGUGGAGGCAGCAAAUUGUUAUGAACAGCUCACGGCUUUGCAUCCAGAUAUUCCAGAAUACAAAUUAUAUUUUGCUCAAGCUUUGUACGAAGCUUCCAUGUUCGAAGAGUCCUAUAAAGUAACAAUGCAAAUAAACGCCCCGGAAUUGGAAAGGAAAGUCGCUAAGCUCCAAUCUGCAAUAAAAUAUGGCGAAGACGAUACUAUAUCAGCUAAAAGUCUUGUUGAUACUUAUCCUCAGGAAGAUCCAGAUAAAGAUAUCAAUCUGGGAUGUUUACUAUAUAAAGAAAACCAAUACGAGGAGGCUUUACAAAAAUUCUCAAGAAGUCUGAACGUAUUAGGAUUCAAUGCCCAUCUUCAUUAUAACAUUGCUUUGUGUUAUUUUAGACUCAAAGAAUAUCCUCAAGCUUUAAAACACAUAACAUUAGUUAUCGAAAGAGGUAUAAGGGAUCAUCCUGAGUUGGCAGUCGGCAUGCAAGCCGAAACGUCUGAAGUUAAAUCUGUUGGAAACACGUUAACACUUCAUGGAACAGCACUAACAGAAGUGUUUAAUCUAAAAGCUGCAAUAGAAUACCAGUUAAAGAAUAUUGAAUCCGCAAGAGAAGCCUUAAGCGAUAUGCCUCCAAGACAUGAGCAUGAACUGGAUGCAGUGACUUUACAUAAUUUAGCUUUGACUUCUAUUGAUUUAAGACCCACGGAUGGUUUUGAAAAAUUACAUUUUCUCUUGCAACAGGAUCCGUUUCCUCCAGAAACCUUUGCUAAUCUAUUACUGCUUUACUGUAAAUUCGAAUAUUUCGAUCUUGCCGCCGAUGUCCUUGCAGAGAACGCUCAGUUCACUUACAAAUAUUUAUCACCAUAUUUGUACGAUUUCCUUGAUGCUAUCAUAACGAGCCAAACUUCUCCAGAAGAAGCCUUUCAGAAAUAUGACGAUAUUGCAUCAAAGCAAUCGGAGCAAUUACGUAAACUAACGAAAGUAGUGCAGGAAAGUCGUGCACAAGGGGACAAUGAUCAAGUAAAAAAAGCCGUUGUGGAAUACGAAGAGGCUUUAGAGAGAUACAUACCAGUAGUGAUGGCACAGGCAAAAAUUUACUGGGAUAUGGAAAAUUAUGGGCAAGUAGAAAAAAUAUUCCGUAAGUCAGUGGAAUUUUGCAACGAAUCUGAUGUGUGGCGACUUAACGUUGCACACGUGCUGUUCAUGCAAGAAAAUAAAUACAAAGAGGCUGCAAGUUUUUACGAACCUAUAGUAAAAAAACAAUAUGAUAAUAUUUUAGAUAUCAGCGCAGUUGUGUUGGCUAAUCUAUGUGUAUCUUACAUUAUGACAUCUCAAAACGAAGAAGCAGAAGACAUAAUGAGGAAAAUUGAAAAAGAAGAGGAGCAGCAAAUCUUUGAGGAUCCACAGAAAAAGUUCUAUCACUUAUGCAUAGUCAAUUUAGUUAUAGGUACUUUGUAUUGUGCGAAGGGAAACUACGAAUUCGGUAUAUCUCGAGUAAUUAAAUCUUUAGAGCCAUUCAAUAAGCGUUUAGGCACCGACACUUGGUUUUACGCUAAAAGAUGUUUCGUAUCGUUUCUCGAGAACCUCGCUAAACAUUUGAUAGUUGUUAAGGAUAACACCAUAAAAGAAUGCUUGCAAUUUCUCGAGGGAUGCGAGACUUACGGUAGAGGUGUUAACACAGUCAUUGAAAGUCCUUUCCAAGAGGAAGAUGCUAAUACUAAAGCUAAGCAAACAGUAACUUAUGAAGCUCGCCUACUGCGCUAUAUGUUUUACAAACUUAGAAACAUAGAUGAUUCUGUUACUAUAAAUAAGUAUGAGGAUUUGAAAUAA
This is a messenger RNA of Diatraea saccharalis (sugarcane borer), 2035 nucleotides long. The record is from the annotation of a GenBank genome assembly. Lineage: Eukaryota; Metazoa; Arthropoda; Insecta; Lepidoptera; Crambidae.